CCUAGAUGUACCACUUCUGCAAAAGCCAAAAAGAAUAGCCUCAAGGCUUACCAAUAUUCAGGAAAAACAAUUUCUGUCAUUUUUUCAAGAUAGAGAUAAUAUUGUAAUAAGUUCGUACUAUACAGAUUCAAAAGAAUUACUGAUCCUAUAUUUGCACAAUCAAAAAAGUGAAAUAUGGAAAAAAUUCUAUGAAACUUACCCAGAUGAUAUGAAAAGAACUAGUUUUAUAGCUUGA
Messenger RNA from Racocetra persica, 235 nucleotides. NCBI's taxonomy places the organism in Eukaryota, Fungi, Glomeromycota, Glomeromycetes, Diversisporales, Gigasporaceae. The record is from the annotation of a GenBank genome assembly.